AUGGUGGCUGUGGUACAGCGCCCCCACGUGGCUGUAUUCUGCCUGCCACUGUUAAUUGCAGCAGGUGUCAUGCCCAUGCCGGACCCCAAGAGGAGGGAUGCCCUGAUACAGCUGGAGGCCUCCCAACAGACGGGAGGCCAAAUUGUGCUGAGCGACUUAGAGAAGCUUCUGGAUGCUCGACUGUACCAAAUGAAGCAGGAUGAGAUGGCCAAUGCUCAUUUUCCUCCCGCCAUGCACUUCUUCAAGGCGAAACCCUUGAUUGAGCGCAGCCCCAUCUUCAGCCUGCUGCAGAAAAUGCCCAAAGGCGGAGCUCUGCAUGUCCAUGACCUCGCCAUGGGGGAUCCUGAGUGGCUCGUGAAGAAUGUUACGUAUCGAUCAAACUGCUACAUGUGUGUCACCGACAAACAGGCGGUCAGAUUCAUCUUCUCGUCUGGUCAGCCUGCGCCUGCCCCGAACUGUUCCGCCUGGAUGCUGAUGGAAACACUUAGGAACAAACUGGUCAACGUUACAGAUCUUGACAACAGCAUCCUGGCUAACAUGACACUCUUCACUGAUGAUGAUCCUGAGGCUUUGUAUCCUCACCAAGCUGUGGUUUGGGAGAGGUUUCAGAUGAACUUCAUGGCUGUGAUGGGUCUCAUUACAUAUGCUCCAGUCUUUCGAGACUAUUACUACCAUGGCCUCAGCCAAUUUUACAAAGAUAACGUCAUGUAUCUGGAAAUACGUGCUUUACUUUUGCAGACUUACGAGCUGGACGGCAGCACUCAUGACUCCGUGUGGGCGCUUCAAACCUACGGUGACGUCACCAAACGGUUCAUUUCAGACCACCCUGAUUUCUUUGGAAGCAGAUUCAUCUUCAUAGUGCAUAGAACAAUGGAUUCAGCUGCAUUGAAGGGAGUGGUGAAGAAGGCAAUAAAGCUGCAGAAAGACUUCCCAGACUUGAUGGUCGGCUUUGACUUGGUCGGCCGCGUAGACGAUGGAAAGCCUCUUUGGUAUUUCAGAGAUGCUUUAUCAUUACCAUCUCAGAUGGGCGUGACACUUCCCUACUUUUUCCACGCCGGAGAGACAAAUCUGGAAGGCACAGACGUUGACCAGAACUUGCUUGACGCCAUUUUGUUUAAUACGUCGCGAAUUGGACACGGAUUUGCACUGACUCGCCACCCUUUGGCUCGCGAACUAUCUAGGAAGAGAGGUGUGGCUGUGGAAGUGUGUCCCAUAUCCAACCAGGUCUUAAAGCUCGUGGAUGACCUGCGAAACCACCCGGCGGCAACUCUGAUGUCACAGAACCACCCGAUGGUGAUUAGUUCCGACGACCCGGCUAUGUUCGGUUCCUCAGGCCUAUCCUACGACUUCUACGAAGCCUUCGUGGGCUUCGGCGGCAAUAGAUCAAACUUGGGCACUCUUAAGCAACUGGCCAUCAACUCCAUUUUAUACAGCGCGUUGAAACCAGAACUGCAGAACAAAGCUCUUGACGCAUGGGAGAGGAAAUGGGACACGUUUGUCUCUGAAAACGCGUUCCAGAAGCCAAACUGUGUUUAUGGCAAUUUUAUUUGUGCUUAUCCCAAUAUGCUGCCUUGGAAGAAACUCUUUAAUUCCGCUGCGGUACUGUGA
Nerophis lumbriciformis (worm pipefish) is the source of this 1608-nucleotide messenger RNA. Lineage: Eukaryota; Metazoa; Chordata; Actinopteri; Syngnathiformes; Syngnathidae. The record is from RefSeq and is a predicted model, not a curated record.